Alternaria viburni is the source of this 2586-nucleotide messenger RNA. RefSeq lists its product as uncharacterized. Gene Ontology annotation, molecular function: protein binding. The transcript has 2 exons. The record is from RefSeq and is a predicted model, not a curated record. Bases 1 to 2586 code for a protein of 861 amino acids. NCBI's taxonomy places the organism in Eukaryota, Fungi, Ascomycota, Dothideomycetes, Pleosporales, Pleosporaceae.
AUGGGGAGACGUACUGGGAAGAAGGUGGGACGCGGGAUUGUCUACAGUGACGAUGAGGACGAAGAAAUGGAAGAUGCGAUCGACCCCGAAGCCGUUGAGAAGCAACGCAUCGAACAGCAAGAACAGGAGGAAGACGAUGCAGAUUCGGAUUACGAACCUUCCUCGGAUUCUUCUUCGGACGACACGAAAUCUAUCGAUAGCAACGACUCCGACUUACUUACGAGAUCAUCCGAGAUUCUUGACGUCGCUCUUCGACCCCGUACCCCCGAGCCUGGGCCUGUGGAAGAACUCGAUGAUGGAAGUUGGUCGCAAGAUCCCGAGUUGGACAUUAGCGAUGAGUGGGGUCUUGACAAUUAUGCCAGUACCGAGAACACUGAGGACAACAGUUUUGAUCCUAGACUCAUCGGACUCGACGACGUCAAAUGGAUUAAUCGGGUCCGCGCACUGGCACUCAAUCCCGAGCGGAAAGCCUACAUAUCCGGUAGAGGCCGCUACUACGACUAUGGCUCUCUAGAUAUCGAAGGGCCUGGAAGAGAUCCCAAUGAUCCGGGCGAAGGUUCUUUGAACAUCACGAGCUACGCGAGUGGGGACGAACAACAAGCUUUUCCAUUCCACGAGGCAUGCUUCGACAUUCUCGCAAAGAGCAUAGGACUUGAGAGCAGAGAUAUUGAUAAGCAUGUGAUGUUGAGAACGUUUAGCGCUCUUCUUGCAAACGAAAGACCAGUUUUGGAUGUGGACUAUCAGGUCUUUUCGGGCAACGAGCAAUUUUGGCAUAAUGGAGCGGGAUCGGAGUAUGAAGUGUGCGAUCCUUCCCCCCGACCUGCUCUCCAAGAAAGUAUACAAGACAUCCUACCCGCCAACAUUUUCGGUGGGAGUCCGCAGUUGGCAAAUCUAGCGCACAAGGUGCGAACGGAUCCAAUUGCAGUCCUCCCGUACGACCUGCUUCUCGAAAUCCUUGGAUAUGUUGACUCCAAAGACAUGCUUUCGCUCAUGCAAGCUUCGCAUCACGUCAACAGCGUCACUCGCGAAGCCGCAUUCUGGAAACAUAUGGUACGCAUGCGUGUAUUGCCAUGGUUCUACGAGUUGCGUUACUUCGUGGAGACUGCGACCACCGAUGCGCUCGACUACAAAGGUCUUUUUCUCUGGGUGGAUGCAUCGACUCGUCCCAGGUUCGGCAUCCAGGGACCCCUCAUGCACAUAGCAAAUCGACGCCGGAUCUGGGGCUGCUGCCAGCCAGUAGCCUCGCUCUACAAGAAAGCAACUGGGCCGGUCGAGCCCGCUGAGCCGGCAGACUCGGACGAAGCAAAGGCGAUUCUAGACAGCUCCGUAUGCUUGCACAUGCCCAUGACCAUGUAUCCCCCGCCAGCUCAGACCGAGACCGUUUCGGCACAGUUUAUUCACUCUUGGAAUGAGAUUACUCAUCGUGCUUGCGUUUUGGACACCUACUGGCGCCAGAUUAACAACAGCCACGACUACUUAGUGGGCAUCUCCGUCACCUUGGGUGACCAAACAAGACUUUUUGGCAGCUCUGAUGGAUUUACUGGACUUCCGUUUCAUCUUGAUCGUGGGGAGUGGAUCAAGGAGAUCGUCUGCUGUAUCGAAGAUAUUGUGAAUCAGACCGGGCCUCAUGGGAAGCCUGAGGAUCCUUGGCCAUCCAAGACUGCUAUGAUCAGCGGUAUCUCUCCGCGAUAUGCAUCUGCUCAGCAGAUGGCAUGGGGAAAGCUUGGAUCAUCGCUACCCUACGAUCGUAUUGGUCAAAAGUAUCCUCAACAGGCUUCAGUCUGGGCGCAUCCUACGAUCCAUUUCGAGUCCUUCCCCACUCCCAUUCACCCCAUACCAUACGAACUCCCCGAGGAUAUGAUGCCCAACGAUGUGUUCAUGUGGAACAAGAAAAACACAGGUAUUGAAUGCUUUCAGCCCGUUGCAACGAGUAUCUCCAUGCCUCACGAUUCGACCGCUCUACCCAGCUCCCUCCCUGCGACCAACAUAUCGUCACCGUCCUACCAACUCCACACCGGUAUCGAUAUCGUCGGCAUCAACCCCGGCCCUCAUGACAUGUGGGGUAAUCGCGGCCGCAUGGUCGGCCGUCGCGGACCCGUCCUAUGUCAAUCCCCCAAAUGGGCGCACGACAUGACUGAGCCUCUCCGAGAAUCCCUCAAAGCCGCAUGGCAAGAUAUGAAUAAGACAGGCAGUGGUCCACACCCUUACCAAAUACAAAACACCGUCACUUUCCCGCUGAACCAGGAAGACAUCACUGAAGUCCAUGUCGAGCAGCAGUACCGCGCUCUCAAACUUGUUACGCAGAGUGGUCGGGUUGGCUACUUUGGGGAGCCGGAUAUGCGCGAUUGGUUCGUGAGGAAGGCGGUGGGUGGAGAGCAGAUUGUGGGGAUUAGUGCGUGUUUUGGGGCGUUGGGGGGUUGGAGUGAGUCGGCGAGGAUGUGGAGUCAUCUCAAGUUGAGUCGCGUGGGGGUGGUGUUUGAGAGGGUUAAUGGAGAGGGGAAGGUGAUUGGUAAGGAGGAAGAGAAGGAGAUGCGGGAGAAGGGUGUGGUGUUUGAGGAGGGUGAAGUUGUUAUGUGCUCAGAGUAG